ACGAAUUUCGUGAACUGAACUUCAUUCUGUAUAGUUCCGCCAGCAGAAAAUUAACUGAACGAUAUGCAGGCCUUCCGGACGAAAUUCCUUCUGAAAAUAACACAGGAUUCAUCUAAAUUAACACCAAAGUUAACGUACUGUGCAGUCGCAAAUAGACUUAAAAUAGAGAAACAAAUUCAGGAGACUAAAGAGAAAGCCCUCCUAGGGGGUGGACAAAAUAGAAUUGACGCGCAACAUAAGAAGGGAAAAUUAACUGCAAGAGAGCGGAUUGAUCUUUUCGCCGAUCCCGGAUCUUUCAUCGAAUAUGAUAUGUUCAUGGAACAUACGUGCACUGAUUUUGGGAUGGAAUUGCAAAAAUUCCCUGGAGAUUCUGUGAUAACAGGUCACUGUUUAGUGAAUGGAAGACCAAUUUAUGUAUUUAGUCAAGAUUUUACUGUAUUCGGUGGUAGUUUAUCGAGUACUCAUUCGAAGAAGAUUUGUAAAAUAAUGGAUCAAGCAAUGGCAGUUGGUGUUCCAAUUGUAGGAUUGAACGAUUCAGGAGGUGCGCGUAUUCAAGAAGGGUUGGACUCUUUAGCAGGAUAUGCGGAUAUCUUUCAGAGGAACGUCUUAGCCUCAGGUGUUAUACCACAAAUAUCUUUAAUUAUGGGUCCAUGUGCCGGCGGUGCCGUUUAUUCCCCUGCACUAACGGAUUUCACUUUCAUGGUCGAAGAUACUUCCUUUCUAUUCGUCACAGGCCCAGAUGUAGUCAAAUCUGUAACUAAUGAAGACGUAACUCAAGAAAAGUUGGGCGGUGCUCACACGCAUACAACCGUGUCCGGUGUUGCGCACAAAUCUUUCAAAAACGAUAUCGAUGCUUUAAUACAGUUACGAUAUUUCCUAGGAUUCUUGCCGCAAUCUAAUUCACAGCCAAUUCCAGUAAUUGCAUGCGACGAUCCUUGCGAUAAAGACGUUCCUAUCUUAGAUACAAUAAUUCCGUUGAAAACUAUUGAACCGUACGAUAUGCUUGAUGUCAUUUUGAGUAUCAUAGAUGAACGGGACUUCUUCCAGAUUAUGCCUAACUACGCUAAAAAUAUUAUUGUUGGAUUUGCUAGGAUGAAUGGAAAAACUGUAGGCGUUGUUGGGAAUCAACCAAAAGUUGCUGCAGGUUGCUUAGAUAUUGAUGCUUCAAUCAAAGCAGCGCGUUUUGUGCGAUUUUGCGAUGCUUUCAAUAUACCUUUGAUAACAUUGGUGGAUGUACCCGGUUUCUUACCGGGUGUUCAUCAGGAAGCCUCAGGAAUUAUUAGGCACGGAGCAAAAUUGUUGUACGCUUACGCCGAGGCAACAGUUCCCAAAUUGACAGUUAUUACAAGGAAGGGAUACGGCGGGGCUUACGAUGUAAUGUCUUCAAAGCAUUUAAGGGGUGACGUGAAUUACGCUUGGCCAACUGCCGAAUUGGCAGUGAUGGGUGCCAAAGGGGCGGUUUCCGUUUUAUACAGAGGCAAGGAAAAUGCCGAUAAAUAUGAAGCUGAAUAUAACAACACGUUCGGAAAUCCUUUCCACGCCGCUAAACGAGGCUUCAUCGAUGACGUCAUAGAACCAAGAACAACUAGAUGGAGAUUGUGCAGAGAUCUUGAUGUACUCGCCACUAAGAAAAUGACUAAUCCACCAAGAAAACAUGGGAAUAUGCCGUUGUAAAGAAAAAAUGCGGGUUAC
Molecule: messenger RNA, 1692 nt
Organism: Nicrophorus vespilloides
Lineage: Eukaryota; Metazoa; Arthropoda; Insecta; Coleoptera; Silphidae
Product: propionyl-CoA carboxylase beta chain, mitochondrial-like
Exons: 7
Coding region: 64-1674 (536 amino acids)
Cellular component (GO): mitochondrion
Molecular function (GO): propionyl-CoA carboxylase activity
Source: RefSeq, a predicted model, not a curated record